Messenger RNA from Saccharomyces kudriavzevii IFO 1802, 660 nucleotides. RefSeq names its product Ran GTPase GSP1 (gene GSP1). The transcript has a single exon. Lineage: Eukaryota; Fungi; Ascomycota; Saccharomycetes; Saccharomycetales; Saccharomycetaceae. Bases 1 to 660 code for a protein of 219 amino acids. Gene Ontology annotation, biological process: ribosomal subunit export from nucleus; protein import into nucleus. The record is from RefSeq and is a predicted model, not a curated record. Gene Ontology annotation, cellular component: cytoplasm; nucleus. Gene Ontology annotation, molecular function: GTPase activity; GTP binding.
AUGUCUGCCCCAGCUGCUAACGGUGAAGUUCCAACUUUCAAAUUAGUUCUUGUCGGUGACGGUGGUACUGGUAAGACCACUUUUGUCAAAAGACAUUUGACCGGUGAAUUCGAAAAGAAGUACAUCGCCACCAUUGGUGUUGAAGUGCAUCCCUUAUCUUUCUACACCAACUUUGGUGAAAUCAAAUUUGACGUCUGGGAUACUGCUGGUCAAGAAAAAUUCGGUGGCCUAAGAGACGGUUACUACAUCAACGCCCAAUGUGCCAUCAUCAUGUUCGAUGUCACCUCCAGAAUCACCUACAAGAACGUUCCAAACUGGCACAGAGAUUUAGUGCGUGUUUGUGAAAACAUCCCAAUUGUCUUGUGUGGUAACAAGGUCGAUGUCAAGGAAAGAAAGGUCAAGGCGAAGACCAUCACUUUCCACAGAAAGAAGAACUUGCAAUACUACGAUAUUUCCGCCAAGUCUAACUACAACUUUGAAAAGCCUUUCUUAUGGUUGGCCAGAAAAUUGGCUGGUAACCCACAGUUAGAAUUUGUUGCUUCUCCAGCUUUGGCCCCACCAGAGGUCCAAGUCGAUGAACAAUUGAUGCAACAAUACCAACAAGAAAUGGAACAAGCUACUGCCUUGCCAUUGCCUGAUGAAGAUGAUGCUGAUUUAUAA